AUGGAUGAUGACAGAUUGGAUUUAUUUCCACCUGUUAUUGAAUUAAACGUCGGUGGAGUUUUUUACACGACAUCCUUAACGACUUUAAAAAAAGAACCGGAUUCUUUAUUGUCGAAUAUAUUUUCCGGAAAACAAGAGCCCCCACCGAAAGAUGCAAAAGGUAAAUACUUUUUAGAUCGUGAUGGAGUCUUAUUUCGUUACGUUUUGGAUUUUCUUAGAAAUGGUUCGCUCGUACUACCGGAAAGUUUUAGAGAAAAAGAACGUUUGGUACAGGAAGCAACGUAUUUUCGUCUUCCGACAAUGAUGGAAGCUAUUUUAUCAUAUUCUGAUUGUACGAAAGGUAAAGAAUCACGUCCCUCGGGUUUUAUAACGGUUGGAUAUCGUGGAAGCUUCGCUUUCGGAAAAGAUGGAUUAUCCGAUGUCAAAUUUCGAAAAUUAUCAAGGAUAUUAGUUUGCGGUCGAGUUACAUUAUGUCGGGAUGUUUUUGGAGAAACUUUAAACGAAAGCCGGGAUCCGGAUCACGGGGGCAUCGAUCGUUACACCUCGAGAUUUUUUUUAAAACAUUCAUUCAUCGAACAAGCGUUCGACAUGUUGCACGAGCAAGGUUUUAAAUUAUGCGGAAGUUGCGGGUCUGGAACGGCUGGAGGUACGACGGCUGAAUUAAAACCUGGAGUCGAUUUUGAAGAAAAUCGUUGGAAUCAUUACAACGAAUUUGUUUUCGUUAGAGAUUAA
Messenger RNA from Pediculus humanus corporis (human body louse), 732 nucleotides. RefSeq names its product BTB/POZ domain-containing protein kctd15, putative. Gene Ontology annotation, biological process: protein homooligomerization. The record is from RefSeq and is a predicted model, not a curated record. The transcript has a single exon. The coding region runs from base 1 to 732 and encodes 243 amino acids. NCBI's taxonomy places the organism in Eukaryota, Metazoa, Arthropoda, Insecta, Psocodea, Pediculidae.